Tribolium madens (black flour beetle) is the source of this 2608-nucleotide messenger RNA. Its product is annotated as matrix metalloproteinase-2-like. Gene Ontology annotation, biological process: proteolysis; extracellular matrix organization; collagen catabolic process. Lineage: Eukaryota; Metazoa; Arthropoda; Insecta; Coleoptera; Tenebrionidae. Gene Ontology annotation, cellular component: extracellular matrix. Bases 266 to 2158 code for a protein of 630 amino acids. The record is from RefSeq and is a predicted model, not a curated record. The transcript has 7 exons. Gene Ontology annotation, molecular function: zinc ion binding; metalloendopeptidase activity.
UCUAUAGUCAGUCCUCAGUUCGUGUAGGUCGACUCCGGGUAGUCGCGACUCUAUUUUCGCCGUCCUGCCUGAAAUAAACGCACCCCGAGAAAAAUUCAGGCGACGUUGCAGCAUGGCCACGCCGUGGGAAAUACGAAUUUCGGUUUAUCGGAAAAAUAAUGUACGCUAUUGCGGUUGCCGUAUUUCCUAACACGUCUCGGAACUCGGAGAAAUGUGUCGUUUGAUAUAAACCGACUGAGUGAAUGAAAACUGGACAUUUUCCGCGAUGUGUGUGUGCUGUUGUAGUGUUUUCCUCCAGAUGUGGCUCGGUGUGAUUCUGGUGCUGUGGCUGUGCUGUGGACCUUCGAUACAGUUUAGGAUUAGCAAAAGGGAAAUUGUCGAUGAUUCGGUGCAACGCUACUUGACCCGCUUCGGCUACAUGGACUCGUCCCCAGAUGGCGCGUUCGCCCUUCGAACAGAGGAAUCUGUACGCGACGCCAUUAAAGACAUGCAGGAGUUUGCGGGGAUUCCCGUAACGGGGCGCUUAGAUGAACGAACAAUCAAAUUACUCAACACUCCCCGUUGCGGGAUGCCCGAUAAAAACAAACAGACGUCAGGCAGGAGGAAAAGAUUCACGUUACAUGGACAGAAAUGGCCGUACACGAAUCUAACAUGGAGUUUGAGGAGCAGGGAUUUGAUGGGAAUGGAUCCGUAUCGAGUAAGACUCGUCAUUUCCAAAGCUUUGGACGUUUGGGCGAGACAUUCCAGACUUACCUUCACGGAAGUUGACAGCUCCAAGGCGGAUAUACUCAUCUUUUUCGUUAGAGGCGAUCACGGAGACAAUUUCCCCUUUGAUGGCAAAGGGGUGAUUUUGGCGCACGCCUUCUUCCCCAACGGCGGCCACAGCAUCGACGUCCAUUUCGACGCCGACGAGGCCUGGACGACGGUCCCCAACAGCGACGAAGGGACGAAUUUGUUUAAUGUGGCGGCCCACGAAUUCGGCCACUCGCUGGGUCUGUCUCACUCCUCUGAAGAGGGCGCUUUGAUGUACCCAUGGUACAAGGAAAUGGAAAAUGGGUUCGACUACGAACUACCCGAGGACGACAAACUCGGCAUCCAGGCCCUUUACGGGGCCAGAACCACGCGAUUAUGGGACAGGAUUAAGCCCUACAGGCCCCCAACCACCACCACCACUACUACCACCACGACUACGACCCGACGGCCCCACUUAAGGCCCAACCCUUACAACCCCAGAUUUCCAAACAGUAGACAUCCACAUAACAAUCCCUACUAUCCGCCUAAAAAUAAUCCCAAGAAGCCCAUGCAUCCCGAUAAGAAGAACCACAAUCCCAAGGAGUACCCAAGGUACCCGGUGCAUAGGUACACCACGGCGAGGCCCACCAGGUACCCCGAUUGGAGGCACCACAACAGCGAUAAGGAGUCGCCGAAGAGGCCCCCAGAUACGUGUGAUACGAGCUACGAUUCGGUGGCGGUGAUCCGGAGGGAGGUUUUCUUCUUCAAAGACCAAUACUUUUGGAGAAUCGACGAGACCGGAGUCUUAAUGCCGGGCUACCCCGCCGAAAUCCGGCGCUUGUGGCGCGACCUCCCCCCCAACUUCACGCACGUGGACGCCGUCUACGAGCGUCCCGACAACAAAAUCGUCUUUUUCAUCGACGACAGAUUCUAUGUGUUUACCGGAAACCGCCUGGAGCCGGGCUACCCGCGCCCCCUCACCGAUUUGGGGCUCCCCGAGACGCUGAAAAAAAUCGACGGGGCGAUGAUAUGGGGCCACAACGGCAAGACCUACUUCUACAGCGGGUCCAUGUACUGGAGAUUCGACGAAGAGGAGAAAAAAGUCGAGUUGGAUUACCCCAGAGACAUGUCCAUGUGGAGCGGAGUGGGGACCGAUAUCGACGCAGUCUUCCAAUGGAAGGAUGGGAAGACGUACUUUUUCAAAGGGACGGGAUUCUGGAAGUUUAAUGAUAUUUACAUGAGGGUCGAGCACCGGCAGCAGAAGCCCUCGGGGCCCUUCUGGAUGGGUUGCAGUAACAACCUUGAGGGGAACGACGUCCUGCAGAAAUUGCCUUACAAGCACCAAACGCCGUCUGGGGGGUCGAGUCCCCGGUUUGACGUGACAGCCGCCUUGCUUCUAAUUCUUUUGUGUUACUAUCGGUUUUGAAAACUCGCACUGCCUUUAUUGGAGAAUACUCAAAGGAAAAAUUUCAAGACUGUUCAGUAAGAAAAUGUGCUCAUUGUGCGUGCACUGCCUCAGGAGGUUUCCUGUAUUUGUGAUAGGAGCGUGUUUUUCGGCAUUUUUCAUACUUUUUAUUUAAGUAUACUGUGAUAUUGUUGAAAUUAAAAACUAAAUGAAACACAUUUUUGGCCAGCGGUACAAAUCAUGGUAAUUUAUGACUAUUUUAUUUGUAAAUUAUUUGAAUGUAGGAUCAGGUCCGGGAUUAAAGCACAAUAUUUUUAUAUAUUUAUAAUGCGAAAAAGUGCCAUUUUCGGCACAGCUGCUCUGUCUGCCUGACCUUUACAUUAUUGUUAUGCUACGUCUGUGUGAACAAUGAUAAAAUAUAAUGUAAUUUUUUAUCUAUCAACUAUGUAAUAAAAAAAAAACGAAACGUAA